Messenger RNA from Cladophialophora immunda, 1957 nucleotides. RefSeq lists its product as uncharacterized. The transcript has a single exon. The coding region runs from base 357 to 1451 and encodes 364 amino acids. The record is from RefSeq and is a predicted model, not a curated record. Gene Ontology annotation, cellular component: Golgi membrane. Lineage: Eukaryota; Fungi; Ascomycota; Eurotiomycetes; Chaetothyriales; Herpotrichiellaceae. Gene Ontology annotation, biological process: pyrimidine nucleotide-sugar transmembrane transport. Gene Ontology annotation, molecular function: UDP-galactose transmembrane transporter activity.
CGGGGUUCUCUCUUUCCUCCCUGCAUCUCAGCAACCACACAUCGCCUAAUGGUGAACUGUACCUCAAUCAAUAGAGUUCGUUGCGCGUACCAGAUUAAUAUUGUCAUCUACAUUAUUGCGAGCCGAAAGUGAUCUGGAUAAAUCUAGCCGGAAUCCUACUAAUUUUCGCUCUCCUAUUGGCCACCCUACGCGUGACCCGGCCAGAUGCCGGGGUCCCGUCGGGUUGGUUGGCAUCCUUUUCGAAAAUCCCGCACUUCCACCUCUAUCCGGUUUCGAGCUCCGCGGCGAGCCAACUCCCGUGGUCGACUUUGCCAGGCGUGAUGGCGAGUGAAGGUAUGUGAAUUUGUCUUCCCAGCAUGAGACAGCACACGUUGAGGAACUUCUACCUAGGUGGAUUACCGACCAUCUAUGGAAUCCCUCUCAAAUACGUCUUUCUCGUCACGCUCGUUGUCCAGAAUUCCGCGCUCGUUCUCACCAUGCGAUACUCGCGAAUCCAGCCAGGCCCAAGAUAUUUAGGAACGACCGCAGUUGCUCUCUCAGAACUUCUGAAGUGCUUCAUAUGCCUAGGUAUCCACGUUCACAGAAAACGAUCUCAGCCGGACCACCGACAGGCGCCGACACUUUCCGCCGAGGCCAAUCCUUCCAACCAAGCGGAUGAUUACUCGAUACCAUUAUGGAUUGACGGAUCCAGGGCCCCAAAAAUUGCCCUUUGGGCACUGGUAGCCUUCCUCUACUCCCUACAGAACAACUUACAGUUCGUCGCUGCCAGUCACCUGCAUGCUGCGACUUUCCAGGUCACCUACCAGUGCAAGAUCUUGACCACUGCAUUAUUCACUGUGACGCUCCUACGGCGGAGAUUGUCGGCCAGGAAGUGGUUCUCACUCGUUAUCCUAACAGCCGGAGUCGCUUGGGUCCAGAUACCGUCGUCAUCAACUGCGGCCAGCAAACAGCAGGGCGACGAUCUCGCGGGGAUCACUGCGGUUGCGGGUGCGUGUAUCUGCUCAGGAUUGGCCGGAGUGUGUUUCGAGAAGGUGCUCAAAGAGCCUCAACAGUCAUCAAUCUGGAAACGCAAUGUGCAAUUGAGCGCCGGAUGUUUCCCCAUGGCACUUGCGGCAGCCUACUGUUGGGACCGUCAGGCCAUCCGGAAGGAUGGCUUUUUCCAAGGUUACAGUCCGGUGGUCUUGGCCACCGUUGGUGUGCAAGCCGCCGGAGGUCUCAUCGUGGCGUUGGUCAUCAAGUACGCCGAUAAUAUCUCGAAAGGUUUCGCCACCUCCAUUUCGAUCAUCCUUUCGACCGCUGCUUCGAUCUUCCUCUUCGACUUUGUGCCGACGAUCCACUUCCUAUGUGGGUCCAUCUUGGUGCUCUUGGCCACUUACCUCUAUAGCCAGCCUGAUGCACCCAAGGUGGCUGCCACUGUGCUCCCUCUCUAUCGGCAAAAAGUUUUGAGGUAGACCAACCCAGUGGCAUUGGGCAUCCGGAGGAUUGUCCGCUCCGGGAGAGAUAGUGUGAUCCUCCAACAAUGCGGCUGUGACGCGAGUCUAUCCCCAUAUGGUGUUACGGCGGUUUCUCUACCGAGGUGCCUCAGCCUUCCCUAGAUUUUCAAGGUCAGAUACAGAUCGCCAGGCUGCCGAUUGGUGCGACAUGUGAGAGUGCUCGGUGAAUGUCAUCUUAUGUCGCAGAUGUAGGCUACGAGAAUGAACCAUGGGCCCUACGGGUGGCGGCGCAAUUUCACUCCGCCACGAUACUAUAGUUAGAUAUCUCACCAGCACUCUUUCAGUACGCACUUACGCAAGUCUUCCUGUUAUCUGCCGUGACCCAGCGAUGAUACGCCUGAAGAUUCGACCGGUCUGGAGCGUUGGUGGCAUUGCAGCAUGGUGCCUUAGUAAUUAGCCUACAUUGGCGUCGCUAUGAGCGUUGGGGUCUUGGAGUCAUGUAAUUACAUGAAAUUGAUUUAUCC